AUAAUGGGAAGGGGACGAAGAAGAGAAUAAACCCUAGCGAGAGAGCGUGGGAGGGAUCGUCAAAACCCUGACCACGAAGAAGACGAAGAAGAAGAGCUAAACCCUAGAGAGAGAAAGAGAGAGGAGGAGAAGAUGAGGUAGUAGUAAACCCUAGAUUCGAUGCCAGGGAGAGGCUCUGUGGCUCUGUGAUUCGUGGGGGCUUCGAGCGAGCUAUUGAGGGAGAGGGUGAGGUGGGGGAGAGGAGGGGGUUGUUAAUGGCGACGAACAAGAGCGGGGUGGGGUGCGAAGCUGCGGUGGGGUCUCUAACGGCGUCGAAGAAGCGGGAGUACAAGGUGAGCAAUCGCCUCCACGAGGGGAAGCGGCCCCUCUACGCCAUCGCCUUCAACUUCAUCGACGCCCGGUACUACGACGUCUUCGCCACCGUCGGCGGAAACCGCGUGACCAUUUAUCGGUGCCUGGAAGGGGGUCUCAUUGCUGUCCUGCAAGCGUAUGUAGAUGAAGAUAAGGAUGAGUCGUUCUAUACCUUGAGCUGGGCAUGCGAUGUUGAUGGGACUCCGUUGUUGGUGGCUGGUGGAAGCAAUGGAAUCAUUCGCGUCAUAAAUGCUGGUACUGAGAAGAUACACAAGAGCUUCGUUGGCCAUGGGGACUCGAUUAAUGAAAUUAGAACUCAAGCAUUGAAACCUUCACUUGUUUUGUCUGCAAGCAAGGAUGAAUCUGUUAGGCUAUGGAAUGUGCACACAGGAAUUUGUAUACUGAUUUUCGCUGGAGCAGGAGGUCAUCGUAAUGAAGUUUUGAGUGUUGACUUUCAUCCCUCUGACAUAUACCGCAUAGCAAGUUGUGGAAUGGAUAAUACUGUUAAGAUUUGGUCCAUGAAAGAAUUUUGGACGUAUGUUGAGAGGUCUUUUACAUGGACUGAUCUUCCAUCAAAAUUUCCGACGAAAUAUGUUCAGUUUCCGGUCUUUAUUGCUUCGGUCCACACUAACUAUGUUGACUGCACUAGGUGGCUUGGCGAUUUUGUCUUGUCAAAGAGUGUUGACAAUGAAAUUGUCUUGUGGGAACCAAAGACGAAGGAACAAAGUCCUGGUGAGGGUGCUGUCGAUAUUCUUCAGAAGUAUCCUGUGCCGGAGUGUGAUAUCUGGUUCAUCAAGUUUUCAUGCGAUUUUCACUAUAAUGCUGUUGCAAUAGGGAACCGUGAAGGAAAGAUUUAUGUUUGGGAGCUUCAAUCUAGCCCACCUGUCCUUAUAGCCAGGCUAGCUCAUGCUCAAUGCAAGUCUCCCAUAAGGCAGACGGCCAUGUCUUUCGACGGAAGCACCAUCCUCAGCUGCUGCGAGGACGGCUCUAUAUGGCGGUGGGAUGCAGUUCCGUGAACACGACUUUCUCAACAUAUGUGAGUCUCACAAAAGCGACCAAUAUGGUUUUACUUUGACUAAAAGCUUUUCGUUAGGUUCCGGUGCCGUCGUUGAUCACCCGUGCAAGUGACGAUGCACGGUCCUCUAUUAUCGAUUUGUACAAGCAAUAGCGACCGUAAAUGCUUUACUGCAAAUUACAUGUAAUAUUUCUUAUGAAAUCCUCCAUGGAGGAGAGUGGCUCUUUUAAAUGUUGUCUAUGUAAUUAUGAAAAAGGUAUUUGCAAUGCGCCGCUCUCUGAGCCAAAGUGUUUGAGUAAGAAGUACAGAGAUUAAGGCUUUAUUUGGGAUUGCGGAGAGAUUGUAUUACGUGCAGUGAGAAAGUACGAUAAAAAAAUAUUUUGUUUGUUUCA
This is a messenger RNA of Ananas comosus (pineapple), 1758 nucleotides long. RefSeq names its product polycomb group protein FIE2-like. The record is from RefSeq and is a predicted model, not a curated record. Lineage: Eukaryota; Viridiplantae; Streptophyta; Magnoliopsida; Poales; Bromeliaceae. Gene Ontology annotation, biological process: negative regulation of transcription by RNA polymerase II. Bases 255 to 1367 code for a protein of 370 amino acids. Gene Ontology annotation, molecular function: protein binding; nucleosome binding. The transcript is spliced from 13 exons. Gene Ontology annotation, cellular component: ESC/E(Z) complex.